Apus apus (common swift) is the source of this 3260-nucleotide messenger RNA. RefSeq names its product tubulin tyrosine ligase like 2 (gene TTLL2). The record is from RefSeq and is a predicted model, not a curated record. NCBI's taxonomy places the organism in Eukaryota, Metazoa, Chordata, Aves, Apodiformes, Apodidae. Gene Ontology annotation, cellular component: cilium. Gene Ontology annotation, molecular function: tubulin-glutamic acid ligase activity; tubulin binding. Gene Ontology annotation, biological process: microtubule cytoskeleton organization; protein polyglutamylation.
CUUCCCGCCUGCGCCUGCCCGCCUCGGGCCGCGGGCGGGCGGGAAGCAGGGAGGGCCCGCCUCGCCCUUCCCUUCCCCGUCGCCACGCAGCAGCCCGCGGCGGCCGCCGGUGCUUCCCUUCGGCCCUGCCUGCCGUCCUGCCGGUGGGGCUCGCCGCUAGGCCCCGAAGCUCCCUGCAGCUGCCCGCCCUCCCGGUGCGGGGCCGGAGCAGGCGGCGGAGCACGCAGCGGUCCGGGCGGAGAGCAGGGCGGACCGGCGGCGGUGGCGGGGCCCGCCGGGCCCGGGGACGACGUGCGAGCGCGGGGAGGAAGGGGCUCGGCCGGGCCCCUGCCCCGACGCCGCCAGCGACCGCGGCUCCAAACGUGAAUGCGUCCGCGGCGCGGGCGGGCUCGGUGCCCGCAGGGACGUGUGCGGCAGCCGUGCCCCGGCGCUGGCCGGGGCGGCUGCAGGAGCGGCGGGAGGAAGCUCGGCAGCCUGGGACAGGCAGGAGGAAGCGGGGUGGUGUGCCAGGCGGAAAUCAUCACCGCAAGAAAUAGUUGAAGUGGUUAUUUCUGAAAUUAAAUCCCAAGGCAAGGCAGAUUCCAGGGUGUGUUACGAUUUGUUACCCUGAGGAUUUAAAGGCUUGGUAGGAAAGGCUGCCAGUCAGUCUGCGGAGUUUAAUUACACAGAGGCAUUGUGCAUUAACUCAGCAAACAUGUACUUUUGAUGCCUGACCAUUAAGGGCUGUGUUUCCUCCCAUAGGUGUAAAACUGAGCAGCUGGAACCUGUGAACAGCCCACAUGAAUAAUAGAAUCAUGGAAUCAUAGAAUGGUUUGUGUUGGAAGGGACCCGAAAGAUCAUCCAGUUCCAACCCUUCUGCUCACCGGAGUGCUUCUCUCAGGAUGCCGGUGCAGGGCCCACUCUUGUAGCGUUGGUGCAGCUGCAUGGCCCUGGAGCCAUAAGGGCACAGACGAUGAUGCCCUGCUCUACUCGGGGGGGAGGUCUCUGCUUCUGGGUGCCAGAUGGCAACAGCAGCCGUGCUGUAUAAAAAGCAAACCAGAAAGAGAACUCCCAGGAAAGAAAUUGGAAGCAAACAUAACAAACAUUUCCUUGGACCAGACUGGUUGUGUGUUAGGUUGUUGUGCAAACUCAGCAGCAAGCCCCCAACUUUCUGGAGUCUGAAAAGAAGCACUGGGUGCAAGAGACACGGCAAGACUUCCUUCCCCUUCAUGAUGGGCGCCAUCACCUACUUCCACUGUAGAAAAUGGGAAAUCGUGUUUCAUUCAGGAUCUACACAUAUUUCUGUGGGACGUUGUUUUCUUGAGAGGAAAGCAAUGAGACAAGAAUGUGCCAGUGCUUCAGGAACUGCUAGUAAGAUGGAAAUUAUAGGAGAUAACUAUGGUACAAGAGGUAUCUUGAGGCCUUUGGUUUUCCGUCUCCAUGAGAAUGUCCCUGCAAUUGUCCGUGAGGUUUUACUGGAACGGGGCUGGACUGAAUUUGACAAAAAGGAGCAAGAUGAUGCAGACUGGAACCUGUACUGGCGGAACUCACCUUUCAGUCUGACAGACCAUCACAGCAUUAAACCAUGGCAGAGGCUCAACCACUACCCAGAAGCUGUUCGGAUCGCCAGAAAAGACUAUUUGGCAAGGUAUCUGAAACGUAUGAAAGGAGCAUAUGGAUCAGCUCUCUAUGAAUUUAGUCCGGUGACAUUCAUCAUGCCCCAUGACUAUAUCAAAUUUAUAGCAGAAUACAGCAAGGAGAGACAGUCAGUAGGCAGAAGACCUAGUUUCUGGAUUUGCAAACCUGUGGAUCAUUCCGGUGGAAAAGGCAUACACAUUUUCCAAGACAUUAAGGACUUAAAAUAUGACUGUACAGUCAUUGUGCAGAAGUACAUCAGCAACCCCUUCCUCAUUUCAGGGUAUAAACUGGAUCUGCGCCUCUAUGUGUGUGUCACCAGCUUUUGCCCCCUCACUGUUUACACUUAUGAAGAAGGACUGGUGAGGUUUGCCUCAGAAAAGUUUGACCUUGAUUCUCUGGACAACAUCUAUGCCCACCUAACAAACACGAGCAUCAACAAAUACGGAUUUUCAUAUAAAACAUAUAAAGAAGGGAUUGGCUGUGGCUGCAAAUGGACAUUCAAAUUUCGUUCUUACCUUCGAGUAUGUGGGAUUGAUGACAUGGUCCUCUGGCAGAAGAUCAAUAACAUAGUGAUUCUCACCCUGCUUGCUGUAACCCCCUUACCAGUGGCUUCCAAUUGCUUUGAGCUUUUUGGCUUUGACAUCCUGAUUGAUGACAAGUUCAAGCCAUGGCUUUUAGAAGUUAACUGCAAUCCGGCCUUGUGUUUAGACUGUUCCAUUGAUGAUACUGUGAAAAGGAAACUUCUCCAUGAUAUUAUUCAGCUGCUGAACUACAAAGAGAUUGACACUUACAGGCAAAACCAAGUGGUUGGGACAAAGGCUGGCAGAAGGCGGGUACCCUGGAACACAGCUGGUGAAAACACCACCAGGGAGGCUCCUGGCUUACUUACUCGUCGAAAAGUGGUUAAAUAUAAUUCUGCUUCUUCUGUACAACCUGCCCUGCAGGCUGCAAGACCAUCAAUUUGUAAGGUGGCUACUGUGACUAAGAAAAGUGCCAUACCACAUCCAAGAAAAACACUGACUUCCCAGCUGCGGGAAAGGAUGAACAUGCCAAAAACACACUCCCAGACAAAAGCUGAAGCUGAAAAUAUACAGCUCCCAGUAGCUGGGCAUUGUCCACACAAGUCUGCCCAAAUCAGCCACUCGUUACCUGCACCUGACUUCCGCAACUACAAGUUAACCACGCACCCUUAUUUCCUUUCUGAUAAAGACCAGAGGCCUAUCCCUCGGGUAGGAGAUUUUGUCCUUAUUUUUCCUUUCAAUGAAGCUGCACUUCAAGCUUCCAGGGAUGGAACAGAUGUAAAGAGCAUCAUAAAGGAAAUAAACAAAUUAUUGAGCAAACAGUUACCAUCAAAACAGCAGAACACAAAGAAAAGGGCAGCCUCUUUGACUUCUAUGUAACUUCAUGUUAGGUUAUAUAAACAUAUCACAAAUGACAACUUUAGCUUGAAGGAGGUGGGUGUACACUGACAUUGUAUUAGACAGAGAGGUUGCAGAAACAAUACAGAAGUAACAAAAAUGUAAUUUAUCAAUUACAGUGAGAGAUUAUUUUGAAAAUCAAAGUACUGACGAAUUUUUAAAAGUAAUUCUUGCAAAAUUAAAGUAAUACCAGAAUAAAAAUGGAGAAUUCCAUUUCUCAAAACA